Aethina tumida (small hive beetle) is the source of this 1352-nucleotide messenger RNA. RefSeq names its product transmembrane protein 135. The record is from RefSeq and is a predicted model, not a curated record. The transcript is spliced from 9 exons. Bases 131 to 1306 code for a protein of 391 amino acids. Lineage: Eukaryota; Metazoa; Arthropoda; Insecta; Coleoptera; Nitidulidae.
UGGUGUACGACUUAGGUCUAGAAGUUUAUAUAUAAGAUAAUGAAUUCAAGCGUUCAAACAAUGGAUUGUAUAAAUAUUCAAAAUACCAGCAAUCAUAAUUUUUGGUCGGUUAUCAAUUGCCAUUGUUAAAAUGGUCGUGGUGAGUAAAGCGUUGUUUGAUGAAAAAUUGCCCAGGCACAUUUCAUGUGCUAUGGUGCACCAUUAUGAACCGAAUUGUUGGACAGCUAAUUCAGAAAUGAUGAAAAUUCUCUUGAUUGGUGUUACGAAGUUUGUUUUUCCUUGCACAUUGGUGAAACUAGCAAUUAAUUACAAAAAGCUAAGUAAGAAAUACUUAAAGGAAAUUGCUAUAUCUCAUUUAAGAACAACAGCGUAUGGAUGCUCCCUUGGAAUGUUGACAAUUUCCAGCAUUUGCUGCUUAUAUAGAAUAACAGGUCCCCUGAAUUACUACACCCUUUGCUUUGUACCAGGAGUAAUAGCUGGAUUGUCUUUGUUGGUAGAGGCAGAGGAUGGUAAAGUGUUCAAUUGCAUUGCAUUUGUAAAUUUGGUUAUUGAGGCAGUAUUCAAUAACAUCAACCACUUUAGGUUGGUCAAUAUGACCAAACUGAAGCAAACGGGCCUUUUUAUGGUUUGUAGUUCUCUGCUGAUGUAUCUUUUGCAGAAUAGAAAGGAUAAAAUUGACUUUAGCCACUUUUGGUUUUAUGUACCACCAAAAAAUCAAGGCCAAACAGAUGAAAGAAAAUGUUACCACGAAAAUGAUUGUACGACAUAUUUGAAAGAGGGUAUUUUAAACUAUGCAAUGUUGGGUUUUGCAGUAAAUUUUGUUAAAGGUUUAAUACCUAGAAUGGGAGAAAUUGUAAAAAAUCCAAUUAAACUAUUUUACUGGAUUUUUAAUCCCUCCAAUUUCAGAUUUGGUAUUUUUAUGAGCGCUUUUGUUACUACUUAUAGAUAUAUUUCUUGCUAUUUAAGAAAAAGAGACAACGAACAAACUUUAAUUCAUUCAGCAAUUGCAGGCUUAAUAUCAGGAGUAACGUUUAUUAUUGAACCUAAUUUACAAAUACUCAUAAUAGCAAUAACUACCAUUUUACAGGUAAUAUACCAGCGAUUGAAGAAACUUAUAAAAUUAGAGAGUACUAUACCGAUGCAUAUACUUUUCGCUUUAUGUAAUGGAUUGCUAUACCUGAACAGAAUAUUUUGCCUCCCAACAUGCCCUAGUUUUUAUAAAAAUAUGUUGUCCAUUGCCAGUGCUAACAAAGUCGACCUUAUAUUUGGACGUCUUGUGGAUCAAUACAUAUUACAAUUAAUAUAAAUGUCAACAAUUUAUUCAAUACUUUAAAUUAAAUUAAAUAUCUUUU